AUGAAUGGGGAGAGUUCUGAUCAAGUUGUAUGUAGUAACUGUGAAAUAACAUUAGUUCCAGCCGAAAAUGUGUAUUUACGAUGUGAAAGUUGCCAUGAACGUGGAUUGAUUGUGAAUCUAUGUGUUACCUGUUUUCGAAUGGGUGCAGAGUGCGGUCCUCACAAACGUGGACAUGAGUUCAUUAUUGCAGAUCGUAAAGGGCCCUCAAUAUUUCCAACAACUUCUGCCAACUGCUGGGGUUGGAAAGAAGACUUGAAAUUAAUUCAAGCAGUACGUAAGCAUAAAUUAGGCAAUUGGGAGGAAAUUGCAUCAGAGUUGUGUACUAAUAAAACUGCUGAAGAAGCCAGAAAACAUUUCGAUCAGUUUUUCAUACGCGGUGCCCUUGGUCGAUAUGCUGCUGGUGUCAUUUCUUGGCAACUCAGUGUUUUUACUUUUAGGCCGUCUAUUGAUGAUCAUACUGAUAAAAAAGAAACUUCACAGUCUGACUCACAUUUAAGUAGCGGAAGACAUGCAAUAAAUAGUUCAGAUUAUCAGUAUGUCACAGAAUUUUUUCGAAACUGGACUGAACCUGUAAAUUUGGACGAUCCGAAUUGGUUCAAGCAGUUUGAGGAGCCCUUAGUAAAGUUUAAGCGUGAAUUUUAUUCAGUGAUUCCAAGUUCAUCGAAGGAUAUUGACAGUGCUCUGCAAAUCGUUCCUAAAACAAAAGAAAGUUCAUGUUUGAAACCUAUAACAAUAUCACCAGUUUCUGUUGAGUUUUUCAGAGUAGAUAGCCAAGGAAAACAGAAGCGAUUACAUUCUAUGAGUGAUUUUGAUGAAAGUGAAAACGAAAAGGCCACCAAUUCAGAUAGUAGUAAUAUUUGUGAAGAUAAAGUUGAUAGUCUUUCAACUGCAGUGAGCAGUAAUGUGAAUCCUUGUGCGAGUAGUGCCUUGCGAAAUACAGAAGGAGAAACUGGUCCUGAAAUAUCCUAUGGAAGAAAACCAAUAUUACGUUUGAAGCGUGUUGGGAGGAAUUGGCGUGCAAAAAAUGAUGUAAAUAAAAAAAUAUCGGAAGAAAUCUCUGUAGGAAAAACUGUAAUCAAAAUAAAUGAGGACGUGAAAAACCAGUUGAGGAAAAUUUACCCGGAACAGUUUUAUGCAAGCACGUCAGUAUUACCCUUUGGUGCUGAAGAACGCUCAAGACUAAAAGAUGAUGAUCUUCAAUUAUUAGGGUACAUGCCCGAACGCGAAGAUUUUGAGCUAGAAUUCAAUAACGAUGCUGAAAAAUUAAUCAGUCGCUUAACAUUGCAACCAGGAAGUGAUAAAGAUGAAGAUAGAGCUUUUGAAGAUGCUGUAAAAUUAACAAAAGUGGAGAAGUAUAUUCGAGUUUUGAAACAAAGAAAGGCGAAAAAAGCGGCAAUCAGAGAAUACGAGCUUGUAAAUCAAUUUUUUGACAAGAUUAAAAAAAUAGAAGAAACUCGCCGAUCUGUUUUAUAUAAUCAACAAUCUUCGUCUUCAACAUGUCAACAAGAACGGCUUCAUUCAUUUAUGAAAAAAACCUGUCAAGUUGCAACAAAAUCAGAACUACAACAGUUACUCAACGCAGUUACAGGCUAUAUCAACUUAAAUGAAAAGAUUAUGAAUUUGGAAAACCUCAAAGCAGACGGAGUAACAGAUUUAAAAGGACGAAAUAAAGUUAUCAGUGAUGGAUGGAAAAGUAAGCGUAGACGUCGUCCUCUUCAUGCUAAUGAAGUGCUCCGGAAGGCUCAUUUGCGUUGGGAACGUUUCAAACGCUGGAGUAUGCAACAGGCGGCUGAAAAUGGGUCACUAGAGUCUGACGCUUAA
Thelazia callipaeda (thelaziosis nematode) is the source of this 1821-nucleotide messenger RNA. NCBI's taxonomy places the organism in Eukaryota, Metazoa, Nematoda, Chromadorea, Rhabditida, Thelaziidae. The record is from the annotation of a GenBank genome assembly.